Messenger RNA from Xyrichtys novacula (pearly razorfish), 7604 nucleotides. Lineage: Eukaryota; Metazoa; Chordata; Actinopteri; Labriformes; Labridae. The record is from the annotation of a GenBank genome assembly.
GCUUUGGAUGCUCAGUGCACAUUGCACAGCAGGAGGCACAUAACGGUAGCAGAGCUUUGACAUAUCGGCAGUAAGAGUCAUAGGCCUACAUCAGCAGCAGCUCUAGAAUGUUUUUACUUUUUUUAUUUUUACAGUAAAAUUUAUAUGAUCACAAAGAAAGCAUCACUCAUACAUGCAAAGAAUACAAAAUAUUAUUUUUUUAGGGCUCUUGGGGGCCCCCUAUUGGCCGCGGGGCCCUAAGCAGGCGCUUAAUUCGCUUAAGCCUCUGUUGCUGACUGGCAUUUAUAUUUAUUUUCCUCAAUGAAAUUAAUACCGGUGCUGAUAGACAGGGUAAAUGAUGUUCAGUUGUGUAUUUUUGUGCGUGUUCAUAUACUUAAUUCCACCCCUGCCGUAAUCACUACGCUGGAGGGGGCCACCUCAAGGUACGUAAGUUUGAACAGCCCCUGUCACACAGAGUUCACUGUACCACUGUCACUAUUUACCACUAUCACCACUGUACCACUAUUUGUGUGCUUUCUAAAUUUCGUUAUCUAACACCUUAUAACCCCUUGCCUAACAGAUCAGAGACGUUUGAAAUGAAGCACAGCAACACACUUUCAGUAUUUCUACGGGCAUACCCAUGAGUGUAGGUGGACGCCAGUGAUGUUUACUUGGCUACGUGCAGACGUCAAAGCGCAUACAUCGUAUCCCAGCAUGCAGCAGGAGGCCGUUGAGGGAUCCAGCAGCUGGUAGUGAGUUGCUAGAGCGCCGAGCAGGCAGCAGCCAACGGUCAACACAGCGCACACAUCUCCAUCUCCAUGUGAGAAAAGCGAGCCGUCUCCAUCCAGGCGACUGAAAAAUAUGCUGUUCGGACGCCUGACGUGUGACCGCACCUGCUUGUGAGUCCACUCUGUCACCUGGUUUUCGUUUUGGAGGAUUCCUCCCUCCAUCCACCGGAUCCCAUCGAACAGGCAAUGACAACGGUCUCAGCAACCCCGCAGCAGAUGAGGGACCGGCUGCUGCAGGCCAUCGACAGUCACAGCAAUGUGAGUGCUGCUGCUGCUAAUAGGCUAAGUAGCUAACAUUAGCUUGUUUACCUGCAUUCCGGCGUACUCGACAAGACAGUUUACUGCAACAGCUGUCAGUUGUUUGAGCUUCAAAAUGCCUGAUAGAGGAGUUUUGUUGAUAUCGAUCAGUUAAAGUGGUACUGAGAUACUGAGACGUUGAGCUCUUCAUUUGACAGCUAACUUGCAGAGUUGCUAACCAACCUGCCGUUAGCUGCUCUGUGUGGCUAAACUAGCCUAGCCAAAACCCUAAAGCGGGUUAAGUGUGUUCAAAGAAAUGUAAUGAUGUUAGCUGCCCGAGGGAUAUCUAUGUUAUCUUAAGGUAAAACUUGAAUGUAAAAGACAAACGUGGUUUUGCUAAGUUCUGUUAAACGCUAAUAAUCCCUUGUUGCUGAAGUGUGGAGGUGGGUAGCUAACUGCUAGCAUGAAUGGCUACGUUUUAGGAAAUACCCAGUCCUCCUUCACAAGUUGGUUAGCCUAAUUUGCUAACACAGGUAAGUCUGUCGACUUUUGAACGCUGUUUGGCUUACUCGACAGAAUACACAGCUCCCUCGAAAUAAAUUCUAUAACUUUAAAUCUUAUAGCUUUUACACUAAGUCGUUUGCAGUAGUCGGUUUUUUUGUUGUCACUUUGCCAUCAUUACUUUAAACGUCGAUCCGCCGUGGAGCAGACAGAGGAGCUAAUGUUUCUUACGUGAAUUCAGAAGCUAACUUUCAAUUCAAUAACUUAGACUGUCCAAUUGUUGGGAGAAAAAAUAUAUCAGUAUAUAUCUCAUAUCAGUAUCAGUCAUGAUUCAAGCUAAUUGAACACUCAUUGCUUCUGUAAAAUGAGGAUUUCACUGCAUUACUCAAUAGCUUGUGAGUUUUCAUGCUUGUUUCUUCCUCUUGUAGAUAUGCAAUAUGGUGGCUGUAUUGGAGGUAAUUACUAGUCUUGAAAAGUACCCAAUCACCAAAGAAGCACUUGAGGUAAGAUGGUGAAACUGAAAAUUUCUUUUGAAAAGAAAAGUGUUUCCAAUAUGUUUCCUUCAAGGUUUCCAAUAAUUAUACUUCUUUACACAGGAAACUCGAUUAGGAAAAUUGAUCAAUGAUGUGAGGAAGAAAACCAAGGAUGAAGACCUUGCCAAGCGUGCCAAGAAACUCCUGAGGAACUGGCAAAAGUUGAUUGAACCCGGGCCAUCUGUGUCUGCGAGUACCCCUGGCUCUACCAAUGGCAGUUCCCAUCCUUGCAGAACAGAUGCCUCCCCUCCUGACAUUUCUGUUUCUGGAAAAGGUGUGCCUGAAGUCAAAGUUAGAAAUGAUGUCCACAACACAUACUCACCAAAAGCGGAAAAAUCAAGCAGCCGCAAACGCCGAGCAGAGCACAGAGACAGUGGAGUGCACUUACCUGAAAAAAUCUCCAAGCUGUCUUCGUAUGAAAACUCGAUGUCACCACCACCCACCAAUGGCAUUGCAGGCAGUCCUGAUACCCUGCUGGACCAGCAAGUUAUCCCGUCUCCUGACAGAUCACGUUUAGAGCACCUUGACAAUGACAAAAUUAACAGAAUUCCAGUUAAUGCUGUCAAGCCUCGUCCCAGCUCCCCUGGAGUGGCCAAACUACCUAGCACUUCUUCUAUGAUCAAGGCUGCUGUGAUGCAACAACAGGCCCGAUUGGAUGAAGGAGGAGGGGGUUAUUACCAGGCCAAAAGCCCCCGUGGCCUCACAACCAGUCCAAGAAGCAUAAAGCAGGACACAGUGACCAAGCGCUCCUCAGCAUAUGCACCAAAAGGAACACCCAUCCCAAGCCCUUCCUCCAGGGACUCUCCCUUGUCUUUGUCCCAGCCAGUUUCUUCCCCAGCCCAAGCCUCUAAUGCUGACAAGCUGCCACAUUCUUCUCAUAGGUCUUCAAUGCACUGGGCGGGUUUGACUGAUGUCCCCUCUCAUUGCCCACCACAAGACAUAUCUGCAACACUGGAAUCCCCAUCUGUCUCUUCUUCACCUUCCCACCCUCCACUCAAUUCAGAACUGCACAGACCAACAUCUGAGGGAGCCAUGUCUGUGUCUGAUGACACAGAUGGGGCAACGGUUUCCAACUUGGAGCAUAAAAGGAGGAAGUAUAGAUCAAGAGACUACUCUGUAAACUUAGACGGCCAGAAAAUAGAGGACACGACUAAGCCUGUACGGUUAAAAGAACGUAGACUAACAUUUGACCCUGUCACGGGUCAGAUAAAACCUCUGGUACAUAAAGAACCUUCUCAAUCAGAGGAAGCCCCAACUCCUGACCCUGCAGAGUCUAGGCAAAGAACUGAAAGCACUGUACAACCGCCCCAUACCCCAGUCCAUGUCCAAACCUUAGCCUCUGCCCCUGCCCCUGCCCCUGUCCCUGCCCCAGGUCCAGGCCCAGGCCCAGGUCCAGGUCCAGGUCCCAGCUCUAACCCUUUCCAUCAGACAAACUGGAAAGAGCUGUCCAGAAAUGAAAUCAUCCAGUCCUACUUGAACCUUCAGAGCAAUGUGCUCACCUCCUCGGGGGUCCAGGCCCCUAGUGCACACUUUUUCAUGUCAGAAUAUCUGAAAAGGGAAGAACAGGAGAUCAAGGACUCGAGGAAAAUUCAUGUUCUGCAGACAGACAGCUCAGUAGGGGUUUUACCUGGUGUGAGCCGGGACGUGACAGACGAGGACCUGGGCAGGAUACACACACAGCACUGGCCUGGGGUGAACGGUUGCUAUGACACCAAGGGCACCUGGUAUGAUUGGACAGAGUGCAUAUCAUUGGACCCUCAUGGGGAUGAAAGCAAAUUAAACAUCCUGCCAUAUGUUUGCCUAGACUGAGGAGUUUGGGAAGGUUUGCUGUCCUUUUCCACUCCUGUCUCUGUCUCCACACAGAGACAAGAAACUUUGUGAUUUUGUUUGUCCACUGUGAGUUCGGCAAAAGCCAGGCCUGCUAAACUCCUACCUGCUUCCCCUCAUGCCCCAUGCCUCCUCCUCUUUCUGUGAUGAUCUAUUGAGAUUUUGGUAUAAAAAUAGAAAAAAAAUUAAAAGAAUAGUUGAGUUGUAAUACCAAGGGCUGUUUCUGUUUUAUUUUUCAAAAUGAAAGUUGCAGGAAUGACGAGGCCCUCGCUGCAGAGCACUGCUACUAACAAUGAAGGCGAGUAAAAGAGGACUGGUUUAUCCCAGAAAACCAGAAAUAGUAUUGCAAUGUCUUUUCUGUGUUGUACCUCUGCUUCAGGCUUCCUGGGAUGAUUCUGAAUUCUCUUUUUUUUUUCUUUACCUUCUAUUUUCUAAUGAGAAUCACAAACUCGUUAAAUUCGAGGGAAGGCUGGGGUUUAGCUGUCCUGUCCAGUUCGCCAUGUUGGUGCUCUGAGAGGUGUUGAUAGAGUUCAUCUAGCACAGAUAGAGCUAAACAUGUCCACGGUAUGAAGUACUGGAGCAUAUUUGGCAGUUACAAGAAGCUUUAUGUGAGAUAUCAAGAGUAAAUUAUAAAUUUCUUAUCAUGUAUACAUCUAUUUAUUUUUGACCAGUUCAUUUAUGGGACGUCCUUUCAAACAGACGUUCAGAAGCCUAUAGAUGUUUUCCUUUUUUUCCUGUUUGCAUCACAGUGUUGUCAGCUUAUAGCCUCCGAUUUUGAAGGGGCAUACAGAUUUUGUCGCAUGGUCUUUCUUUGAGAUUGGCCCAUGCAUUUGGUCAUUGACAUUCCAUACUCCACCCUUCGCCCACUUUCACUCUCUCUGGCUCAUUUCACAGCACCCAUAUGUCCGUGGCAUCUCAAGAAGAAUUGUGUGUUAAAAAUCGGAUGGGUUGCUAUUUAAAAGUUAGUCUUGAAAGAGAAAACACUCACCGUAUAACAGUUCUCCCCCUGAGAAGCUGAAUCGAAUUGAAGAAUGUCAAUAUCAGAUGGUGUUAAUCAAAAAAUUGCAUCAGAUUCAGGAAAAAAAAAGAAUUUUGAAUGCCAGGACUUCCAUUUGUUUCCAUUCCUUUAGAUCGUCUGCCUUCUGGAAAUCCUUUCCCAUAUUUUCCCAAGUUAAACCGCCUUAGUGAAUGUACAGGAUUGAGACCUCUUAAGCACUUGUACAUACUUUUACAACUUGUUGAUCAUUUCAUUACUGACUUGAUUCAAGUGUGAAUAGUGACUGAUGCUCCAUCUAUUUAUCUGCCCAUAGUUUAUUCAGAGUUUAAGAUACAUUUAAUAUUUUUGUGGCUGCUUCCAAGAAUUUAGACACAUUUAGGAAGCUGAUUGAAGUAGCAUUUCUUUUGCUUCAAUUUUUUUUAAAUACAAUGAAUAUAAACAGAAGAGAGAGAAAGCUGUGUGUAUCAGAUGUUCUUGGCAUUUUCCAUGUGACAACUAAUACUUCGGAUUUCCUUUUACAAAUCAGUCACUACCACUCCUCACAUGACUUAAAUCAAGAUUGGCUUCUGUGCAGCCUCUCUGUCCAUAUAUUAUUUCAGUCAUUCAUCCCUACCAAUGUGCCUUGGUAAAUGGUAAAUCUGGAUUUGCUUCUGCAUAUAAAACUCUGUGCUGUCUGUGGUGUGGGGUUUAUGCAAGAACUCCAAAUCCGGUGAUCAAUACGACGCUGGUAUAUGCACCAUUUCUGUUACUUUUUGUAUACACUGAUCUAGCGAGGGUGAAGCUGCAGACAAUGAAAAACUGCACAACAGCACAGCUGGCAAUAAAGGAAAAAGUGCUACAACUGGUUGAUAAGAAUCUGUUUUCUGGAGUUUUGACUGGGGCAUCUUUAUUUGUUCAGUGUUUAACAUCUCUCGAUUGUUUGAAAAAUAAAAUGAUCUAAAUCUUCUGCUCAGUUUACUUGCUCGUGGGUCUUUAAACAUGCUGUUGUGUUAUAAUCUUUGCACAUUCACCGGUCUGUUUGAACUCUUAAUACUUAAUGUCUGUUGUUUUAAAACCUACUGUGUAAAUUGCUGUAGUAUCAUGUACUUACCCAGUUCUUCCACGUGGGGGUGCACAUUUACCAGUAUUCUCUGUCCACAUCAGUGACAUGACAAAGGUGGGAUGGCAGUAUUUCAGAUCAGUGGAAGUUAAUUAAUUACUUUUAUUAUUAUUCAGUCCAAGUGGAAUGGACGGUCUUUUAAUCUUGAGAUUCACACUUACGAUAUAAAACAGAAGGAUUUUGAGCUGUAAAUAACAAUCGCAAGGAAACAGUCUGGUUUGUAUAAAUGUGCCCUUGUCAUCUGCACUGUUCUUCUCUUUAGCUGUCAUGUGUUAUGAUCAAUGCUUAGUAGACUCAAUGAUUUGAUAUACGUCACUCUGCCCUGACUCAGCCUGUUGAUGUAAUCUCAUAUGUGGUAUCAUUGAUGACUGUACUGUCAUCCCUUCAAGGUGUGUUUAUACUCAGACUCUGAGUCAGCCCUCUGCACACCUGUGUGACGUCAUCUCCAGGUAAACAUACCCCAAAAUGCAGCUGUUUUAAUAACCGCAGGCUGGAAAAAAACACCUGUGCUCGUGUUAAAAUGACAAAGAUUUAACACGUCAUUUUUUUCAGCUUGGAUUUGUCAAGGGGCAUCUCAAAGGAAUUAUCCUUACUCAGCCAAGACUUAAAGUGACUUUCAGUCUUUUCUCCAGAUAGCCCAGGUUAUUUUGUUUCCUUUUUUUGAUAGUUAAGACUAAUAGCACUAAGAUGUCUGAGAAACACACUAAACCCUUGUUUGAGAAGCUUUGCAUUUGUGUACAAAAUGACCUGGCUAGUUUUGUCUAAGGUUCAAACUAAUUUUAAAAAUAACCUGAGCCCUUUUGGAAAGUAACAAAGCAGAAUUCAAGUAAUACUGAUGAAUGAGCUAUCUUCAAACCUGGACACCGGUGGGCUCUUCACUGGAGUUUUAACUUCAAGGGUCUGUAGGUCUUGGAGGUGGAGUUGUACGAUUGUUACAAGUGAAUGCAUUUCUCACAGGGUCAGGUCUACCACGUUGUUUAGCUUUUGUAAAUCCAACAUUAACACAAAUGUUGUCGCAAGUGUACACUCAAUUGUAACGCUUUGAUUUGCUGUCAGAAAGCCUUUUCGUUUUUUUUUAGUUUACUGUACAGAGACACAACACAUGGACGCUAUCAAAGUUAAAGGAUUAGUAAUCAGGUUUAUAAUGCAGGCAAUAAGUCAACUUGACUGACACUGAUAUGAUAUUUUGUAAAUAGUGAUAUAUUUGCACCUCAGUUCGUGAGCUGUUGUAUUUGCAGCAAGUCAUUGCCACUGUCAAAAAUCACAGUACUUUUGUCUCUUUUGAAGCCCACAGGCCUGACCAGCUGAUCAGUGUGAAUCAGAUGGAGAGACAUGUAUAAGUUACAAACAAAGGGACCGAACUGACCAGGAUAUAGUCACAAUGGAAGAUAUAUAACACUGUCAUAAGAGGACAUGAGUAUUUUUGGGAAUGUACAAACUACUCAUGACCAGGAGAAAAUCAACAAAGAUAUAAGAGGUACAGUUUUGUCUGUAGGAACCAACGCAUACAGGAAGUUCCUUUAAGUAGCUUUAAGUAAUGUAAAACACAGCUACCCUCUGUUUACAGAGACACCAUAAAUCUGUUUUUGCUUUGAUAUCAAUGAAAAUUUCACUGUAAAAUGCUUAUUUUCAGCUUUCCAACC